AUGAGCACACAUAGUUCACAUCAACGAAAACAAAAAGGACAGAACCAAUUUAAAGGUAUGGAGUGCGAAAAGAGCUUCUCUUUCAAUGCAACACUUAGAACACACCAGCGGACUCACAGAGAGAGAAAACGUUUUAAGUGCAGGGAGUGUGGGAAGAACUUCAGUCAUAGUGGACACCUCAAUAUACAUCAACGGUCACACACAGGGGAGAAACCAUAUAAAUGUAUGGAGUGUGAAAAGAGCUUUAGUGAUAGUGGAACCCUAAGAAGACAUCAACGGACUCACACAGGGGAGAAACCAUUUAAAUGUAUGGAGUGUGAAAAGAGCUUUAGUGAUAGUGGAAAGCUGAGAUCACAUGAACGGACUCACACAGGGGAGAAACCAUAUGAAUGUAUGGAGUGUGGAAAGGUUUUCAGUCAGAAUGGAAGCCUUAGAUCACAUCAACGGACUCAUACAGGGGAGAAACCAUUUAAAUGCAUGGAGUGUGGAAAGAGCUUCAAUCAGAGUGGAAACCUUAGAAAUCAUCAACGGACUCACACAGGGGAGAAACCAUUUAAAUGCAUGGAGUGUGGAAAGAGCUUUAGUGAUAAUGGAAACCUUAGAAAUCAUGAACGGAUUCACACAGGGGAGAAACCAUAUAAAUGUAUCGAUUGUGGAAAGAGAUUUAGUGAUAAUGGAAACCUUAAAAAACAUCAACGGUCUCACACAGGGAUGAAACCAUUUAAAUGCAUGGAGUGUGGAAAGAGCUUCAGUCAGAGUGGAGACCUUAGAAAUCAUCAACGGACUCACACAGGGGAGAAACCAUAUAAAUGUAUGGAGUGUGGAAAGAGCUUUAGGGUUAAUGGACACCUUAGACAACAUCAACAGACUCACACGGGAUAA
Messenger RNA from Podarcis lilfordi (Lilford's wall lizard), 882 nucleotides. NCBI's taxonomy places the organism in Eukaryota, Metazoa, Chordata, Lepidosauria, Squamata, Lacertidae. The record is from the annotation of a GenBank genome assembly.